This is a messenger RNA of Candidula unifasciata, 540 nucleotides long. NCBI's taxonomy places the organism in Eukaryota, Metazoa, Mollusca, Gastropoda, Stylommatophora, Geomitridae. The record is from the annotation of a GenBank genome assembly.
AUGCUGUCGACAUCUCACCCUACAGAUGUGCAAAAAAUAACUAUCUGGCACAAUGGAAGCAAAUACACGAUAUACAACGUGUACAGCCCACCUCAGACAACAUGCAACAUACCAGAACUAUACAAGACACAGUACCAUAAAACCCUUCUUGUUGGUGACUUCAACGGACACUCGCCACGUUGGGGUUACCCUGACUACAAUAGCACAGGGAAGUACAUCGAAGAUACUUGUGAAACAACUAACCUAUUAGUGCUGCAGGACACAGAGUCUACACCUACACUGUUACACAGGGCCCACCUAUCUCUCAGCAGACCAGACCUGACCAUCUGCUCAUCCGACUUAGCAGACGCAAGCUAUCCCCAAGUCCUGGACGACAUAGGAAGUGACCACAAACCUAUACUCACAACUGUAAGCACCACCCCUAAAUUACGCUUCAAGCAGAGAACCCGUUGGAAUUUCCGAAAAGCAAACUGGAAACUAUUUCAGGAAACAUCUGACUGCCUCCUGGGAAGAAUUGACAACAGCUGUGUGGAAACUUAA